AUGCUGAUCAACUUGUCCGCCGUAUGGGCGGCGUUUGCUCUCUCUGGAGUCCUGGCACUGCCAACAUGGCCGUCCUCCGUUGACGAGCUAGAAGACCUCAUGUUUCUCAACACCGGCUACCAUGCCCGAGGAUUCUCAGCCGGCGUCACUCCGUGCUCAUUUUCCCAGCAAGGCCCGUCUCGAGUCGCAUCCGCUGAGUGGGUGCGCACUGCCUUCCAUGACAUGGCCACAGGAAGCUCCUUUACAGGCGUGGGCGGCCUGGAUGCCUCGAUCGUGUUUGAGCUGGGCGGCAAAGGGGGCGAAAACAUCGGAGCAGGGUUCAACACCACGCUGGAGACCUAUACCCCCUUGUUCUCUACGCGGUCUUCCAUGGCUGACUUGAUAGCUCUGGGCGUCUACACAGCCGUUAGGUCCUGCGGAGGGCCGGUCGUCCAGGUCAGGACCGGGAGAAUCGACGCCACCGCACGGGGGCCGAUUGGGGUGCCGCAGCCUGAGAACUCCCAGGGCACCUUUAUCAACCAGUUUACGCGUAUGGGGUUCAAUGUCUCGGACAUGAUCGCCGUCACUGCGUGCGGACACACGAUGGGUGGAGUCCACGCCUCAAACUUCCCCCAGAUCGUUGUCCCCGGGUCCACGCCAAACGACUUUCAGCUGUUUGAUUCAACUGUUGCCUUCGACGAGAAGGUGGCAGCGGACUUUGUGGGCGGAGUGGGCGGAAACCCACUUACUAGCACAACAGCGAAGCGAAACCAGCGGGACGCAGAUACGAAAGUCUUCACGGCCGACCGGAAUGUCACAAUCAAGGCAUUGGCGGACCAAGCUACUUUCCGAUCUACAUGUGCCAGAGUCCUCCAGAAGAUGAUAGAGGUCGUUCCCUCGGGCGUGAACCUGACGGCCCCCAUAGCACCCUACGAAGUGAAGCCAGGCAGGCUGCAGCUCUCCCUGGCUGGCAAUGGCAGCGUCAUCGCCUUCACUGGUGAAAUCCGGGUCAGAACCACCUCCCGGCCGAUCACUUCUAUCUCAAAGGUCGAGCUUGUCUACAAGGACCGUACAGGAGGCUCUAGUCGUGGAUCUUGUGUUAUCACUGCUGAGUACAAGGGCACCGCUGAGGGCUUUGAUGAUUCCUUUGCAUUCUAUGGAUUUGAUGCCAUCUUCCCCGUUGAGACAGCCAUCUCCAAGUUUAACGUACGAGUCGUUUUGAACAACGGAGAGACCGUCCUUUACGAUAACAAUGGUUUUGGUUACCCUGUUCAGGAUACGAUUAUGCUUCAAUCCAAACAGAGCUGCGUUGUGGGAGGAAAUGUGCCUGGGAAUCUCGUUGUAGUAGCCGCUACAACCGUUGGUCCUUAUACACUGUAUGCUGGAAACCUAACCCUUGCAGCUGCGUACAGGUCCAAUGCCAAAUUCGAUGUCUCCUUCACGAGCGGUGGAGCAGUGAUAUCGGAUUCGUUCAAGAACACCGCAGACCUGGGCUCAACCUGUGCCCCCUUUGGCUCAACCGACCCCACGAUGCCAGACUACACCUUUGAUGGAUGCUACACCGAUACCCCUGAGUCAAGGGCCCUCACGAGUGCUGCCUUUGUGAACCAAAACAUGACGGUUGCCGCAUGCUCUAGCCUUUGCAAAGGCUACCAGUUCUUCGGCCUUGAGUAUGGAACUGAAUGUUACUGCGGAGACACGAGAAGUAACUCCAGCAUGCAAGCACCCAAGUCGGAGUGUAACCAGCCAUGCGGUGGUGAUAGCUCUGAGACAUGCGGUGCAGGAUACCGGAUCGCUAUCUAUAAAGACGACAAAUGGGUACCCAUCACCAGUCCUCAGAUACCGGGGUACAACUACACGGGAUGCUACAGCGACUCCCCCAGUAACCGAACCCUGUCAGGCAGCUUCACGUACAACGAAAAGAUGACGGUAGAACUGUGUGCCUCCUUCUGCAAUGGCACAAAAUACUUUGGCGUAGAAUAUUUCAGCGAGUGUUACUGUGGAGCCAAUACGUUCCCUGGGAGCACCAUCCAGCCUGAAUCGGACUGUGGCUUCUUCUGCUCGGGGAACAAAACCCAGCACUGUGGUGGAAGCAAUAGGAUAAACAUAUAUACGAAACUCGACAUGUGA
Messenger RNA from Trichophyton verrucosum HKI 0517, 2109 nucleotides. RefSeq lists its product as uncharacterized. The transcript is spliced from 3 exons. The record is from RefSeq and is a predicted model, not a curated record. Gene Ontology annotation, molecular function: heme binding; peroxidase activity. The coding region runs from base 1 to 2109 and encodes 702 amino acids. Gene Ontology annotation, biological process: response to oxidative stress. Lineage: Eukaryota; Fungi; Ascomycota; Eurotiomycetes; Onygenales; Arthrodermataceae.